GGCGAGAGGUGUAGAUGUUUUGCAGUGAGGGAAGAGAGGCACCGACAAUCUUCUUAGCUGCUAUCAGGAUAUGUUGGAGGGUCUUCCUGCAGGACGUGGAGCAGGUGCUGUACCACAUGGUGAUGCUGCUGGUCAGGACGCCCUCCAUGGUGCCUCUGUACAAGGUGAAACUGAGAUAUUUUGCUCCUCUGAGCUGUUAGUAUCAUUCUGCGGCUCCAGCAUCGUUCUACAGUGUCACCUCGAGUCCCAGCAGGAUGCAACAGACAACACAGUGAAAUGGACUCAGCGGGGUGAUGUUGUACACAUUCGUAAAGGUGGAAAAGACGAUCCUGGAGAACAAAAGGAGAGGUUUGAAGAACGCACGUCUCUGUUCUCUGAAGGUCUCCAUAAAGGAAAUCUGUCACUCCAACUUUCCUCUUUAAAACUCUCCGACUCUGGAAGAUACAAGUGCUCCUUUCAGGUCGGCUCAGUGGAGAAGAGUUGUUACGUUAGUCUCAGUGUUGGAGAGUCUGAAGUGAUCGGCUCACCUGAGCCAGUUACAGCAGAGUCGGGUCAGGAUGUGGUUCUACCAUGCUACCUGGAUCCUCCGUUUGAUGUAACAUCUCUGACUGUGGAGUGGAGAUGGAACAAAGCUACGGUGCACAGAUAUCGAAAUCUUAAAGACAAUGAAAAUGCUCAAGACCAGAGGUUCAAAGGCAGAACUUCUCUCUUCCAUGAUGAAAUGCAUCAUGGAAACAUUUCCCUCAAACUGAGAAAUGUUUUUGAAGAAGAUGCAGGAAAUUACACCUGUUUUGUUCCCGGACUCAACUGUCAGGUGAAAAAGGGAAACAUCGCUCUGAAUGUUGAGUUAAAGGAUGAAGAUCCAAACAAGAAAGGACUCAAUAAUACAGAUUCGACUGGGACUAACACUUCGUCUGACCCACGUGAUCAGAAAGGACUUAUCAUUGGUCUUCCUGUUGCUGCUGCUUUUCUCAUUGUUCUCGUUGCUGGUUUAGUUUAUUUAAGUUCAUGUGCUGGACAAAACAGACUACAAGCUGAUCCACAGGCUGAUCCAGAACCACAUGAAGAGGUUGAGAUGUUACCACCAGAAGUUCAUGGUGCACAGGAUGGACAAGACGGGCAGCAGGACAACAACCAGGAAGAGGAGCCUUUAAAUGAGCCGAACUAAGACAACGUUGAUCUGUUACUCAGCCACUGGAAAGAAAGCUGGAUUUUAUUUCAUUAUUUGUCACUUUUCAGUGAGGAUCUGUGUUUGGAGUAAAGAAAAAAAUAUAUCAGGGCUGGAUGGCAUGGCAAAAACAUUAUCACAGUAUUAUUUUCUACAUACCAAAGUAACUUAUUUAGAAUCAAGUCUGUCAGUACUACAUGCUUACAUAUUACUACGAUAGUCUUUAUAGUCAAUCAUUUCUACAGUAGCUCAUAUUUCUCUCAUACAUUGCAUUACAUUACAGUCAUUUAGCAGAUGCUUUUCUCCAAAGCAACUUACUGUGGUUAGGUAAUAGCAUCUUAAGGAACCAACUGGAAGGUGUUAAUAUUUGCCUCCUGAAGGAUUCAAAUUCUGGUCUCUCGCAUGGGAGCCAGAAGCUCUGCCAACUGACCAAACCAGCCGCUCUACAUUUCUGCUUAGUAACCAGUUUACAGGUUUAUUACCACAAACGACAUCUACUAAAAACACUAAAAACAUCUCAUGCUUAUCAGUGAGAUCCAUGUAAAAAUAAUCUUGAUUUAAUGUUUCUAGCGUGUUAUCAGCCAGCAUGAAGAACAGUGUCCUCCAUACCAGAAGCAGCUGUAUUAGAUGGCAAGACCAAAGUCUCUGAUGUCUUUCACAUGUGAACAUACAGCAGCUUCUUCAUAAAGCAGCUCAUACAGGUCCUACAAUCAUGAGAUGUGAGUUUAAAAACACUCCAGGAUGGCUACUGGUUUCUACUGUUAUGUUUUCUAGUUUAACUUAAACUUAGACCUGAUGCUUGAUAAGGUUCAAGAUAGUAAAACCACAUGUUAAGAUUGGACAAAAAGUUUUUAUUUGGUUUGGUUUACAGUAAUUAUUCAAGUUAAUAAGAUGUAUUAGAAAAUUUGAUGGAAAUAUACUAUUUAAAGUUUAACUUCGACUGAAAACUGAGAUCAAAGCAUCAGUUUGUGAAUCCAGUGGAGAAAGACUGAGCUGUUUUUAUUAAGGGUUCUAUGAACAUGUCAGACUGUCUUUUUUUUACAUGCACAGAAAUACGUUACUGUGAAGGAAACACUGCCUUAAAAACAGCUUUUUCUUAUGAUUUUACAUUGAAAGGAUAAAAACGGCAGCUUCAUAAAACACA
This is a messenger RNA of Melanotaenia boesemani (Boeseman's rainbowfish), 2312 nucleotides long. RefSeq lists its product as uncharacterized. The record is from RefSeq and is a predicted model, not a curated record. Lineage: Eukaryota; Metazoa; Chordata; Actinopteri; Atheriniformes; Melanotaeniidae. Bases 71 to 1168 code for a protein of 365 amino acids. The transcript is spliced from 8 exons.